Esox lucius (northern pike) is the source of this 1295-nucleotide messenger RNA. It is a transcript of the gene scpp1, whose product is annotated as secretory calcium-binding phosphoprotein 1. Lineage: Eukaryota; Metazoa; Chordata; Actinopteri; Esociformes; Esocidae. The record is from RefSeq and is a predicted model, not a curated record. The transcript has 8 exons. Bases 61 to 1053 code for a protein of 330 amino acids.
GUCACGUUAACAGCUCCACUACUCCUUCAAAGCUCUGAUCCUAGGAAACUGGAAAAAAGAAUGAAGAUAACAAUAGUGAUGUUUUGCUUGGUGGGAGCAGUUUAUGCCAACCCAGUAAUAUGUUCCUUUUGGCAGAUUCAAAUUCACAAUGUUUUUUUGGACCUGAGCGAACUGGAAUCAUCAAACGUGACUCAAACUCAAAAGUUUAAUUCAUCUGCCUCAGAAUCUUCAGAUCAAAGUGACACUUCAGAGCUUAAGAGUUCUGAGUCUGAGUCAGAAUCAUUGGAAUCCAUGUCAGAGUCAUCCGAGAGUCAGUCUUCGGAGAGUGAGAGCCAAUCACUUGAGGACAGGACAGCCUCCCAUACUGAUGGGGAUACGAGAGACAACAGUGAAGGUAGUGAAGAAAACGUUCGAAAGAACUGGAUAAGAGUUUUUGCCGUCCAGGUCGUAAGUGCAGAGAACAGCAGCAGCUCUGAGGUCGGAGGGCAGCUGGAACACCACACCAAUCAGGGCGCUGAGAAACAGGGCACACCCCUUUCUACUGCCUUGACAGAGAUCCACAGCCAGCCUGGCGAUACAGCACAGAGCAAGGCAGCCGUGGCAGUUGUAGAGAGCCUCCUUAGAGCCUCCUUUGAUCCCCUCAAAGAGACCAGUGCGAGCAUCAAUACUGACUCUGGUGCAGUUGCCGGUAACGACAGUACUGUUACCAGUGAUACCAGUGAUAGCAGCGAAAGUAGCGAGAGUAGCGAGAGCAAGGACACUAGUGAGACCAGUGAUUGCAGCAGUACUAGUGAGAGCAAAGAGAGUGAUACCAGUGAGAGCAAUGAGAGUGAUACCAGUGAAAGCGAAGAGAGCAAUACCAGUGAGAGCAAUACCAGUGAGAGUGAGGAGAAACAACCGAAACGAGCUACAGAUUGUCAAAAUAGUGUCAACAGCACUGCCUGUGACAGUGAGGAGGAGUAUUUCUUCCAAGAUAUUGGGGACGAUGCCCAUCCAAUGGAUCAUUUGCUCAUGCCUGACGAGGAGCAGAGGGAGUUAAGUUUACGGCGAUAAGUCUUAAACCUAGAUACUAUCCUGCUUGAUCUACACUGUACCUUCUCCCUUGUUUCAAAUAAUAUGUAUCGGACCUGAUGCAUGUCAAUCAGACAAAUGGGGAUGUUAGCAUUGUUUUGACCUCAAAUAUUGUUCACAUAACUUGAAAUGAACUAGUAUGCCUACUACUUACAAAUAAUAUCGAUCUGUGUGCUAUUGAUUAUUUUUGUAUCAGUUUUUUUAAAUUGUGUUAGCAUUUUAUC